AUGUUAUUAUUAAUUUCAAUAUUCCUUAGACACAUAGAUGCAUGCAGUAAUUAUUUUAGAUAUUCAUUAGAUAUUUUGAAAAAUGAUUUGGAAAUAAGUAUAUCUACAUAUGAGAAUAUGUAUUGGGAAAUAAAGGAUGAAUUAAUUGAAGGAGAAAUGACAAAGUUCAGAUUAGAUGGUGAUUAGAAUGGGACUUACUUUAAAUUGUAAUAGCCAAACGAUAUUUAUGAUAAGAAACAUUUUCCUUAUUGUAUCAAAUUAAAGCAUACUUGUAGAGAUUUAAGAAAUAAUUAAGGCUAGAUCAUAUAGAAAAGGAGAGUUUUGGAUGAAUGAGUAUAGUUUAUUGGGUCAAGACUCAUAAGGAUUUCAUAUAUAUAUAAUAUAGGAUGAAGUGUUUAGAUAAUUGUCACUUUAAUAAGCUUGUACAGAUUUUGAUUAUUUGGAUUAAAAUAAUUUUGUUGUUGUUUGUUAAGAUAAUCAAAAAUUAAUUAUAGAGAUUAUAAAUAAGAAUGGAACAAUUCUACAUGCCUAUUCCAAAUUUAUGUAAUAAAAAAGUAGAAUUAAUUUAACUAUUUAUAAAAUUAGAAUUUCAUAUCUGUUAAUCUAUAUCCCAGCAUAUGAAGAAGAAGUUGUAAGUAUAUAAUCAAUAAUUAAUGUAUUUGCUAUUGAUUCAUACUAAAUAUAAGAAACACCUUACUAUUUAGAUAAAAAAAAACUGUCAGAAUUGUUUUAAAAUGAACUUAAAUAUUUUUCUGUGAUUGAUGUUUAAGUCUAUUCAAAAAAAUUAUUUGUUUUGGAUUAUAGAUUGGGGCCAAUUUAAUUAAUAAUGGAUAAUAAGGGCAAUUUCACAAAUGCAAAUUUAAUAACUUCAUCCUCUUACAUAAUAGAAUUUUAUGGUUUUUCAAUCAGAAAUAAUGAGGAAAUUAUUGUAUUUGGAUUUUUAUAGAAAAAUUAGAUAAGUAUGAGGGUUAUAAAAAAUGGAAGAUAUGAUACUAUUGUAAGAACAUUUGAAAAAGAAGACUUUUCUUUAGGUCAUUGUGGAGUUCAAAUAACUCCUUCUUAUUAUUUGAUCAAAUCUAAUAAAGAGCUUAUGAUAUUUGAUGAUUUGCAAUUAGUAGAUAGAAUUCAAAUAUCAAAAGAAGUUUUCAUUGCAAAUCCAAAUUUUAAUCUCUAUGUAUUUUUUUAUUCAAAUAAAGCAGAAUUUUAUGAAAUCAGUUCAGGUAUAUUGACGUUUCAAAAAUAAAUAUAAAAAUCAGAAAAUUAGAAAUAUUUCAAAUUAUUUGACAUUAAAAAUACUAAUUGUUAUGUUGAUAUAGUAUUAUAGGUGUAUGAAAAGUCAGAUGCUUAAAUACAUACAAAUUAUAACAAUAACUUUUAUAAGGAAAGAAUAGUUUAUUAUCCUCCAUAUCCACAAAAAUAUUACAUAUGGCCUAGAAUAACUAAUGGACCAAAUGUUUAAUAAUAGAUAAUUAUAAGAAAUGAUUAAAUGUAAAAGAUAGAUAUUAAAUUUCUCUCAUUGUCCCCUUUGAUUAUAACAGGAAUAAGUUAAUUUGAUUAGAACAAUUUAAUAUUCAGUAUCAUAAAUAAUAAUUUGGGUCUUAAUUAAUAUUUAGUUUAAACAGAAAAUUUGAGUACCUUCAUUUACGUAUGCUAAUUAAAUGAAUUAGAAUAGAAAUGUUAAUAAAAGAGUACAUUUUAUCCAUUAAUAAAAUUGAUGGAUGAUAAUAUAGAAUGGACAGAAGUAGGGAUGUAUGAUUCAUAUAUUGGUAUUAAGACUCAAAAUAAUCAUGUAAUCACAAUUUAUAGAGUUGGUGAUUCAAAGAUUGUUCAAAUAUUUCAAAUAAAAACUUCAUUAUAAGAUGAGAGAACCCAAAUCACUGAUUUUGCAAUAAAUGAAUAUUUUGUAUUUGUGCUCAUUAGUGGAAUGAAUGAGAUACAAAUCUAUUCUAUAUCUCUAAAAUAAUAAAUUGAUACUAUAUAAAAUUUAGAUAAUGCUUAAAAAGUUUAUAUUAGUAAUACCUUCAAUAAGAAUCUAUUAUUUAUCAAAUGUAAUAAUAUAAUCAUAAUUGGACAUUAUGUUAAUGAAUUUAAUAUCAUAUCUUAAAUCUAAGUUACUGAUUAAUAAAGUGUUCAAUUAAUUCUAUCUAUCUUCAGAUCCACUUUAGUAAUUGUAUACAAGACAGUUACUGAAUAAGGUAUUUUGCAAUAUUUGAUUCAUAAUUUGAACUCAGUAACACUUUUAAGAAGACUCCCUAUAUAUUAUUAUUAAUUGCCUUAAAAACUUUAAUUAGCUUCUAAUCCUCUUAAGAAUUUGAUAUUGGUUACUGCAUAUUCAGUAUAUACAUAAACAACUGUUAUUUUAAUUUACUAAAUAAAUGAAUAUUAGAGAAAUUCACUAUUGACUGUUAUUGACACAUUUGAUUAUUUUGAAAGUGAAUUAAAUUAUUGUGUUGCUGGGAUUGAUAAUACAGUGAUAUAGUUCAUAUAUAAAGGAAAAGUGUAUAGUUAUUUAUAUUUUGAGUAGCCAAGAAUUUAUAUAAAUUAAUUGACUGAUUCUACUCACUUUUAAUCAAAUUUGAUGUUGUAGUAAUAAGAAUGGAAUGACUAUUAUAAUUAAAAGAGGGAAUAUAAUAAGGACAUUAUAGUAAUUGAUAUGUAAUUGGAAAUGUAAUGGAAAAAGGAUAAUAUCAAUUUAGAAUUUGGGGAAUGUGAGAAAGUUUAGACAAUAUAAAUAAAUAAUGAUUGGAUAUAAGGAUAAAGAAUUUAAUAUAAAUUAUCUUGUAUUUUGUGUACAACUGAUAAUGAUAGUGGUUAAAUUUAUUUGUUGAAUUAAUUUUAAAAGUCUAAUAGACAAAUAUAAUCAAAAUCAAUAUAAGAAUUUAUCAAAUUUGAUCAAAAUUUCGUUUUAAUUUUAUCAGAAUUAACAGGUACAAAAUAAUAUUUGUAAUUUGUCAAUAAUUUUGGAGACAUCACAAAUGAAAUUGAAUUAUAAAGUGAAUAAAAUAAUUAUGUAGCAACUAAGUUAUAUAUAUUAACUAAACAAAUUUUGGUUAUUUUAUAUGAAAAUCCAUCAGGCAAAAAACCUGAAUUAUGGUAUUAUUAUUGUUGGGAAUAAUAAGAAAAUUAGGAUUGUAAAGUAAUGGGUAAAAUGGAAUUUUAGGAUAGAAAAGUAAUAACAGAAAUGCAUUAUUUUAAUCAUGUGCAAAUUAUACUUACUGAAAGUUAAACAGAAUAUCCUACUAUUUAUUUUUAUUCAUUGGAAUUGGAUGACAAAGUAUUUGUUAUUCAAUAAUUUAAUUUAAUAAUCAAUAAAGAUUAUUUCCAUUAAAGUUUUAAUGUAACAUCUUUUGAUGUUAUGAAACUAUCUUAAAAUUAAGGUUGUUUGAUUUUAUCUGAAUUUCAAAUUGGUAUUAUAGUAAUAAAAAUGAAUUUGACAAAGGAUUAGGUGAGUGUUUUAUAAUAUAAAUAUUUGGAAUUGCCAUUCAGUCAAUAGAAAUUAGUGAAUCCAUUAGAGAAUAAAUUAAUAAAGAUAGAGAUUUUUAAAUAGGGGAAUAAUAAUUGCAACAUGAUUUUAGUGGAUUAGAUAAAUGAAAGUUAUUAAAUAUAGUUGAAAUAUGAGAGAGGGAAUUUUAAGAUAUAAAUAAUAUAAGUGUUUUAGAAACUAGGGAAUAUAAUAAAAUUACGAUCAAUAGGUGUGAUAGAUGAUUAUCUAUUAUAAUUGUAUAGAUAUGAAAAUAAGAAUUAUUAUUGUCUUUAUGACAUUGAAGAGAAUAAAGAUGUAAGAAAUAAUGCAGGAAUAUGUAAGGCAGGUCUGAAAUAAACUGGAUAAGAUAUGAUAUUAUCACAAAAUUUUAUAGUAUAGAAGAAUUAUAUAGGGAAAUAUUAAUUAUUGAUAAAUAGUUAUGAUGAUAGGAGUUUAUCAUUAUAUACAAUAGAUUAAGUGGCUAAGAUUGUAGUUAAGAAUACUAAAGAUUUAAAAAAUUAUUCAGUAAAUUUAAUAGCAGUAAAUCCAUAUAAAUAAGUAUAAUUGGGAAUAAAUAUAACUAUGACUUCAUGUCCGAUAGCUGAUUAAGAUAUGACAUUAUUUUUUAUACUUUUGAUAAUUGUGGUGGGAGUACUGUUGAUUGGAAUAAUCAUUUGUGUGGCAAUCCAUAUGUGUAUAAAUAAACAUCGUAAGAGAAGACGAUCAUAUAAGGCCAUUUAAUGA
Messenger RNA from Paramecium pentaurelia, 4207 nucleotides. The record is from the annotation of a GenBank genome assembly. NCBI's taxonomy places the organism in Eukaryota, Ciliophora, Oligohymenophorea, Peniculida, Parameciidae.